AUGGGCCGUGCACAGACAAGCAACAACCCUGAGUAUUUGGAUGCCCUGGUCCUACAAACAGAGGAUAGAGCUUGGGAGUUAGACCCUUCUGACCUUUCCUAUCAACUUACUUCUUCGUUGGGCCGUGGCAGUUUCGGCAUGGUAUACCGUGGCCGACUUUCUCGACUCACCACUCCGGCGGCCAUUGAAUUUAUCGGACAGAAACCUGUGCCCAUCGUCUCCACUAAUUCUCUAGUUCGAAAUGCCUCCGUAUCGAAGUAUCAACCUGUUGUAGUUCCAAUUACACAAUCGGCAAAUUUUAAGGGCUUGGAUGUAGCCGUCAAGGUAGGAAUGAUACCUAUGGCAUUAGGAUUGCUUUGGCUAGUGAUCCUAUGGUCUACAUUUGUGAGACUGCUUUAA
Molecule: messenger RNA, 399 nt
Organism: Protopolystoma xenopodis
Lineage: Eukaryota; Metazoa; Platyhelminthes; Monogenea; Polystomatidea; Polystomatidae
Source: the annotation of a GenBank genome assembly